GUUCGGAAUAAUAUAAAAAGUGGAGUAGUAAUAAUAAUAAUGAUAAUACUAUGAAUAAUAUUAUUGACUGUAUCAAUCAAAUUGAAUUUGAAUGUUGUCAAAGUUUGAGGCAACUGGAUUAUUAAACAGUUCAUAAGAUGAUUGCUAAAUAACAACUGCAUAAAACUUCAGAUCAAGUAGUGUUCAAACGAAUAUGCACCAUUCACACUUUGAACCAACAAUGACUCAUGCACCUCAAAGAUUUCCACAACAGAACUCAAUUCAUGGCGGACACAUGAAACAUCGUCAUCGAAGAGAACAAUCUUCUGGAUCUAUAACAUCAACUAGUCGAGAUUUUAGUACACAUCGAGGAAUGAAUCGUGAAAGUGACUAUCCUCAAAAGCAGUUAACAAGAAAACCACGACCGUUAAGUUCAAAUGCUCUUAGAGAAAAACAUAAUUCUCAUCUUAGAGAGCAUACAAAUUUAUCUCACUAUCCAUAUGCUUACUUACAUGAUACAAAAGAAAAUAAAAGAAAACGAUUCACUAAUAAAGAAAUGUAUAUGCGUAAUAAACUUUCAGAAAUACAAUGUACCAAUGAUUCAUCAGGUUCUACUUCAAAUCCGAAUAGAAAUGAAUUUAGUAAUCGCAGACAUUUUCAUCAUUUACCAAUGAAUGCCGAAGAUGCCUAUUCGCAUAGAUGUGAACGAACACAAAGUAUGUUACAUCAUUUAAAUAAAAAAGGAAAUAUUUUUGAUAAUGGACAAAUGCAAUCAAUUAAUUCAGUGCACAAUCAACCUAAGAAGUCUAAUCUAGAUGAAAUUGUUGGUCUUGCUGCAAACGACUGUCAUUUGCUCAAUUAUCAUCCUUAUGGAUUCAAUGGUCCUACUGAACUGCCUCCUGAUUGGAACUCUGCAAAAUCUCAGACAUUUACAUCUUAUAAUACAUACACCACAGGAGGUAACAAGCUUACUGGACAACAUUGUCAAUUUGGAUUAAAUACACUGGAAAGUUUUCAACAAGGUUGUUUAACUUCUUUAGCCAGUAUGUUACUUUGUCCUCACACGGUAUUACCCAUUAUGGUUGGAUUAUUUAGUAAUUUUCGGUCAUCUACUGAUUAUGUACAAAAAUUAGGUGAGGAAUUAGUUUAUUUGAAACAAUCAAAUCCAUAUUAUUACGAUCAAGCACAAAUUGGAUUUGAAUUUUGGCCAGGAAUUCUACCACUUAUAAUUAUUAGUAUAUUAGGAUAUAUAUUGGGUUUAUCAUUGGGAUGGCAAUUAGGUUUUGCUGUAGCUGUUACAGCCACGUUGUUUUAUGCAUUAUUUUUUGGUAUAAUUAUAUUCGGCGUUCGAAUUAAACAUUGGUCAAAAACCAUUGAAUUAGCUGAAACAAUAUCACGUUAUAUGAGAGGAUGUAAUCUAUUAUUUAAUAUACUAUUUUAUCGUUCACCACAAGCCCCACGUGUUGCUCAACCUGUACGAUUACUACCAAUCAGUAUAAAUUUGUCCAACUUCUCUACCAGUACAGAGGCAGCAGUACAUUUAGCUGAAAAAAUUUGGAUUUUUAUUGAACAAAAAUAUGGUCGUUUGCCAGUAAGGUUACAAUGGGCAAGUAGAGAUGUAUAUGGUGAUUCAACAAAAACGUACCGUAAAGUUUGCUGUCUUCCAUCAUGUAUAUGGGUAUUUGUCAAUGUCAUCACUUUACUCACUAUGGCCACAUUAAUUGCACUUGAUAAUUCAUUUUUAUCAACUGAAAACAAAGAUGGUACAAGUAAUCCAAUCCCAAAAAUUGAUGGUGAUGUAAAUACUUUAACAGAAAACUUACAAGUAUUCAUUAUUGUUUGUGCUGUCAUAUCUGGUUUAAGUUUUCUAAUCCUGAUUGCUGCAAUUACACCAGGUAUAUUAAAAUUAAUAAGAGGUCGACCAUUUCAACAUCCUAUCAAAAAACCAUUCUAUCCUGAUUUAGAAAGUUACACUGAUAUAACAAUGGAUAGUUGUUAUGGUAGUGGUAUUCGUAAAGCUUAUCCUUUUCCUAAUUGUAUUGAAACUGGUCAAUGUGGUAUGGAACAUGAUACAACGUGUUUAGCACAUGGGGAAUACUACAAUAACGAUACACGGCAAUUUUUAGGCGGUAAAAAUAAGUUAACAUCAACUGCAUCUAUGGUUGCAGCGGCUGCAGCUGCUGCUGUUACAGCAGCUGAUCGUCAUUGGAGACAAAUGGAAAACGUUAAAAAUACCGGUCAUCAUUACCAGCCACGGCAAGUGUACGAACGUGGUCAAUACAAGUUUAAAGAUGAACUUGAUUUGCAGGGUAAUCUAAAUGGAAUUAAUCCAAAAACAGAUACUAAUUCUAGCAAUCAUGAUGAUGACGAUUCCAGUGAAGAAUCAAAGCAAUCUGAUUCAGAUGAACACAGUACUAUUGAAGAUGAGGAAAGUUCUCCAAUGGAUGAACCUUUAUUUGAUUCCGGAGAACUUUUACUAAAUGGCCGAAACAUUCCAAACUCAAAUCGUGGAAGAUUUAACAAUAAAAAUCUCUCAGGUGCCCGCCAAAAUAAAGAGUAUUCAAAAUCGGCAGGAAAUAACAAGCGCAGAAAGACUAUAUCCAUUGAACGUCAGAAAAACGAACAACUUCUGCGGCAAUAUGUAUUAGAUGCUUGUUCAGUUUUAUCUAUGUUAGACCGUCGAAUUGGUGGUCGACAAACUCGUUUGAUAAUAUGUGUGAACGCAAUCACUGAGACAGUAGAAAGUUCAGUGACUAACAAGAAACUUUUGGAUUUCAUGCAUUUGUUAGACCAUAUUCUAAUGAAGCCGCCAACUGGCGGUAAAAGUUAUGAUGUCCCCUUAAUACUUGCUCCGAUUGGCGCUCCAGAAAAGGUGAUGAAUGAUGUUCCACCCACAGUCUGGGUACCUAAUGUUGUUAUGAUUAUUGCAGCUAACGUCUCAGGUAUCAAUGCUAAUGAUACGAAAAUACAUACCCUCGAUUCAGUUAAUGUGAAUGAUCCUAACCAAAUGCACAGGAUGGCUUCUGCUAUGAGAUUGUCUUUGAAAAAUUCUUCAAGAGAAUCGAAUCCUAAGAUUUGGUAUUGUAUUCAUCAGUUGUGUCAUUUACCCAUAUACGUAGAAGAUGAACCACUUUGUUUCAGAGUAAAUGAUCAAAUUGACGAACAAUCAUUCAUUAGUCCUGCACGUUCAGCAUCGAAUAUACAACAUUCGCAUCAGGAGAUUAAGACUGAAAUGUCUCAGCCAAAAUCACUGGUCGAUCUCUUCACAAGUAAACAUGAUUUAUUACAUUUCAAUAAGAAAAGAUUUCGUCAUCUCUUGACACUGACAGCUUUCACAGGUCGUAUGAUUAAACUGGAUCGAUUAUUUACACAACGUAUUAUUUAUCAAAGUGGUCAAAAAAGUCUAUCAUAUUUAAAUGCAUUACAUUAUUUUGCUAAUGAACCUUCAUUAAACACACUUGUGACAUGGUUAUGCUUUUUAACACAUUGGCCAUUUCAUGCUGCAUGGUUAGGUGUAUUUAUUGAAAAUUAUCAAAAAUGUGAAAUGAAAGAACGCACUAAUUAUUUAUUGACUAAUCAUACUUCACGUUCACAACCUGAAGGUCUCAAUCGAACACUGAGUGAUGUCAAACCAUCAAAAUUUGGAGUAGAACAAUUGGGUUCAUCUUUCACUGCUUUAUAUUCACGUGUUAUAAAAAGAUUAGAACCAAUUAUUCAAAUGGUACGUUUAAAAGCAUUAUCUGCAUCAAGUGGAGUAAAUUCAACACCAGGAACAUUUCAUACAAACAAUGAAUCUCUUCUUAUAACUAAUGAAUUAUUGACAACAAUAAAUAAAACUUUAAAAAUCUGUGAAAUUGCUUUUUGUGAUAAAGAUCCAACGAAACUUGGUGAAUUUCUUAGAUCAUGUGAUGCAUAUCAAUUGGAUUCGACCACUUCUCAAACUGGAUCAGUUACAAUGAAUCAACUUUUGAGAAUUAUGAAGUUAACACCAUUUUUAAAUCCACAAAUUAAUCGGUGGAUUGAAGAAUCACUGAUUCCUAUGAUGAAUAAUCGUGGAAACACUAUUGAACCAAAAGUGACAGAAAAAAAACAAGUUAGCUCAAGAAGUAGUCAACGUUCACAUACAUUAAAUAUUAGAGAAGAUCAUGAUGUGCUUUUAUCAACUGAUCUUACAGAAAUUAAAAAGGAUUCACUUAAAUCGAUUAUUGUUCAACUUAAGGAAAUAGUUCCAAAGAAACCUUUAAAUCAAUUUACAGUUAAUGAAGUAUGUCAGUUGGUUGAAAGGAUAGUGAUUUUAACUAACAAAUAUUUCAGCGGUCACAAAAUGGAUUUCGUUCACAACUCAAGAUCACAUGAUCAUUCUAUCAACAAUCAGAACAAUUCAGAUUCAACUAGAAGACUAAGCUCUGAAGAGUCUGAAACACUAAUUAAUGAUCCGAUACCACCAUCAGCUGUAAACACAACACCAUAUAAUCUAACUGUAUCAUCAAUUGUUAAACGUUAUUCAGAUUCUAUAAGAAAAUUCAAUAUCACAGGUAGCGUACUAGAUUUGUGCUCUUUAAGGGAUUUAGAAGCAAAACUCAAUAUGUCCCCUAUUGAUUGGAAAUUAUUUUGUGCAUUUAUACAAUAUUUGAAACAAACUGAAUGUGAAGAAAUGGUGACAUCAAUAAAACCUCAAAACUCUAACGAGCAGUUCACUGUACCAUGUAGGCAUUUAACGCAAAAUUAUCCAAGAACUAUUCAUAGCUCUAGGGAAAAACUUACUGAAACAGACAAAUCAUCAAUAUUAUCUGAAGUAAGAAGAGAUCAGCUACAAAUGAAUACAGUUAGUGAUACAAGUUUAACAGUAAAAAGUGCACCUUUGAUAAAACACUAUGAAUUGGAGAAUGAAUUGAAACGACAUGAGAACAAUGACAAAACAGACCAAAUCAUUGUGAUGCAUAACAGUAGAUCAAUGAGCAUGGUAGGUGUAAACAGAUCAAAUGAAAGUGGUCAUACUUUAAACUACAAUAUUCACGUACCAAGAUGUGAUCUUACAAAGGAAAUUUCUAAACAACAACAUAGAUCUUAUCAUCAUCCAAAGGUCACGGAACGGAUAGCUAGUCUUGUACCGCAACCUUGUGAAAAACAUCAAUCCAUGUUGUCACCUCAAUUAAGACAAAUACAGACGAAUGAAAAAUUUGUUAAAUCACAGAAUGAAUUAAAAUCGCAACAAUAUUCUCAUAGCAUUCAAUCACAUUUACAUCAUAAACUAAAGCAUCAAAAACCAUCAGAAUGUAAGACACCAUUUGAUCAAGAGGAAUGUGACUGUUGUAUGCAUGGAACAUCAAUGCAGGAUGCAAUGACGGUAUAUCGGGCUCAUACUCUACCUCAUACUUCACAAAUUUACCAUCAGAAGAAACAGCAGCACCAGGAAGCACGUGAAUAUGAUAAACCUCAUUUAUCCUCAAGUACUGCCGUUUGCAGUCGUCAUCGUAGAUUGGUGACUGGUAAUGACAUAAUGGCGGAAGCAACAACCUCAACAACAGAACAAGAAGAAAUACAAAACGAUCACCUAGGAAUAUCGAUUCAUCAAUGUUUACAUUGUGAACUUCCAUUUGAUAGUGAAAUCCAUCACCAGUGUAUGCACAAAUGUAUUCCUGAUUUAUAUAAUUCAUACAAACCAGUUAAUUCAAGUGCUCUUUAUCCACAUAAAACUGCUGAAUUAAAGCAUCAUUCUUUAGAGCUGCCACAUAUUUGUGGUCAUGAAAUCAGAAGUGUAACACAACCGCAACCUUCUUCUUCUUCUACACGCCAUUUCAAUGUGACUAAUGAUUAUCCAGAAAUCAGUAGAAAAGAUUCAGCUUCUACCUCGUUAGCUGGCGAAAUCGGUGAUGAAGUUGCUGAUAUGAGUCAACUUAGUAAUUAUGAAGAUGAUAAUGAUGGCUUGUUAUUAUCCGGUCAAAAAUUAGGAGGAAAACGAAUUAAACAAUCUUCAACUACCAUUAUAAACAAUGAUACGAUAUUAUAUCAACAUCCAUGUGAUUGUAAUUACUGGUAUGCACAUGAACAACAUACACAUCAAGAACGUAAUCAACUAGAGCAAAUUCACAAUGAAUCAAUUAAAACUGAGUAUAAAAUCAAUUCUAAUUUACAAGAAGAUCAAUUAAAUUCUAGUUUAGAUACAUUAAGUACUACAACAAAUAGUAGUAGUAGUAGUAAUGAUAGUACUAAUACCAGUAUAACUAAUGAUAAUGCAAGUAAACAUAGUCAGUUAGAUGUUAAUUCAAUAAAUAGUUGUGAUCAACUUACAUCAGAGUAUUCUAGUGAUAAUACAGUGAAUUCAAAGUGACAAUUGAAUUUAGUUAACUCGUAUCACAAUGAGAUAAAUGAUGUAAACUUGAAUAACGAUUAUCACAUCAGACUACAAUAUAUGAGUGAAUAGGUUCUUUUC
Messenger RNA from Schistosoma turkestanicum, 6412 nucleotides. Lineage: Eukaryota; Metazoa; Platyhelminthes; Trematoda; Strigeidida; Schistosomatidae. The record is from the annotation of a GenBank genome assembly.